AUGGCUCCAAAGAACAAGUAUACAAAUAUCGUCCUCUUUGGGCAGGCCGGGGCAGGAAAAAGCUCACUCGUCAAUCUCACGGUGGGAAAGGACAUGGCAACCACAUCCAAUGACAUGAAACUCAGCACGAUGCACUGGCAAGAAUAUCCCAUCGAAUUUGAUGGCGAGUCUUAUAAGGUGUUCGAUACCGUUGGACUCGAGGAACCACAGCUAGGAAUUCCUCAAUUCCUCGAUGCUAUCGAGAAUGCCUAUAAGCUCAUCCAGGAUUUGGAGAAACAAGGGGGUAUUGAUCUGCUUCUGCUCUGCAUGCGCGCAGGCAGACUCACUUCUACGCUUCAAAACAAUUACUGGCUCUUUCACGAAUUUCUCUGUGACAAGAAGGUACCCAUCAUUGUAGUGAUCACGUACCUCGAAAACGAGGCCGGAGAAAUGGACGACUGGUGGAAGAGAAACGAAGAAAUCUUCCAUCGCCAGGAGGUCCAUGUUGCUGGUCAUGCGUGCAUCACCGCCAUCGCAGGCAAUUCUCCCCAUCGGCAUGAGGAAUCGCGUACCACGAUUCGCAACCUUUUCAAGGAGUUCGCUGCCGACGAGCAGAAGCAAGCAUGGAUAGGAGGAGACAGCCUGUUCGUGUCGUUUAUGCGUAAGCUGAAGGACCUACUUGUGGGGAAUGGGAAAUCUGCCAGGGAGGAUAUGGUCUCUCGCCUCACCAAGCGUUGCGGUAUGUCUCGAGAUGUCGCAGAAAAGUUAGCUGAUCGGAUCAAGCCGUGGUAGAAGGAGCUAUUUGACUUACCGUGUUCGAUCAAUCAUGCUCGU
This is a messenger RNA of Suillus clintonianus, 813 nucleotides long. RefSeq names its product P-loop containing nucleoside triphosphate hydrolase protein. Gene Ontology annotation, molecular function: GTP binding. NCBI's taxonomy places the organism in Eukaryota, Fungi, Basidiomycota, Agaricomycetes, Boletales, Suillaceae. Bases 1 to 771 code for a protein of 256 amino acids. The record is from RefSeq and is a predicted model, not a curated record. The transcript is spliced from 2 exons.